This is a messenger RNA of Xenia sp. Carnegie-2017, 1575 nucleotides long. RefSeq names its product radial spoke head 14 homolog. NCBI's taxonomy places the organism in Eukaryota, Metazoa, Cnidaria, Anthozoa, Malacalcyonacea, Xeniidae. Gene Ontology annotation, molecular function: protein binding. Bases 424 to 1449 code for a protein of 341 amino acids. The record is from RefSeq and is a predicted model, not a curated record. The transcript has 11 exons.
CUAAUAGACUCUUUUACGAAUUUUAAAACCAAGGCAGAAACUUGCCCCUUUUUUAAGAAUACGAGAUGCCAUGCAGAUACGCGACUGGACUUAUUCAUGAAAGUAACAUUCAUAAUAUUGGUUUGAUAUCUAUUUAACUUCAUCAAAUUGACAAAGUUUAUCCUUCGUUUACAUGGUAAUCUUUUACUCACUUAUAAUGCAAAAUUUCCACACGAAAUAUGAGUGAUUUUGAAUGCAAACAAUCCGAAGGGUGAGUGUAAAAAGAACAGAGUUGUCCAGGAAGAUGCCAUAAUUGUGGUGAGAAGAAAAAAAAGUAAAAACAUGAGAAUGAAUGACAAUGAAUGAAAUAACAUUUCUUCAUGAAUAUUGAAACAAACGAAAUAAAUAACACAUUUCUUCCGCACUUUUUUCAGGAGACGAAAGAUGGCUGGAACAGUCAUAUCUAAUCAAUUACCACCUAAUAUUGAUAUCACCAAAGCUCCUUUGGCCUACGGACAAAGAGCUUUGCCAAAAUUGAAUAGAGAACUGAAUGGAACUGAUGUUUUGACAAAACAUCGAGCUCUGAUGUCGUUGUGUGACAUUCUUCAUGAUCCACAAAAUAUAAGUGAAGCUCUAAAUGUCGGCAUUGUAUUGAGCCUGAAGAAGCUUCUAACGAGCGAUGAUUCAACCAUCAGACACAAGACAACUGAAGUUUUGUUCAUCAUUGCCAGUAACGCAUCUGGACGAAAUGCAUUUCUUGAAUAUGAAAUAAUUUUACCUUUAUCAAAGCUGUUUAAUGAUACAAUUUAUGAAUCAAGAAAGAAUUCACAUUUGGCUAUUGAGAUGCUUUCACACCAUAUAAGUGGACAGCAAGGGAUUGUUGAAGCUGGUCUCAUUCCUGUUUUAGUUGCAUUAUUGUUUGAAGAGACUGAUGAUAUAAAGGGGAUCAUUUUGGACACACUUCAUUACUGCAUGAGGGUGAAUACAAGCGAUGCAUUAAAUAACAAUGGAAUGAAUGUUUUUGUGAGACUGCUUUCUCAUUCAUCACCUGUGAUACGCGGUAAAGCUGCCAGAGAUAUUAUGGAUUUAAGUUUUCCAUUGGAUGGGAAAAACAAAGCAGUAGAAGUUGGUGCAAUUAAAUCAUUGGUUCCUUUACUUCAUGACAGUGAUGCAGAUGUGAGGGCAAAAACAGCUGGUGCCAUUAUGGUAAUAACUAUCACAACACCUGGAAAAUAUUCUGCCAUUGAAGAAGACAUUUUACCCAGUCUUGUUCUAUUGCUUUCUGAUAAUUCUAGUGAAGUGAGGUUAAAUGUGUUGAAGGCAUUAACAACAUUGGCUGAAGCUCCUAAAGGACGCGAAAUUUUAGUAGAAAAUGUUGAAAAGGUUACAAAGCUCAUCAAUGAUUAUGAUAGUCCUGCAGUAAGGAAAGCUGCUCAGAUUGCUGUUAAAGUCAUAACAUGGAAACCAUGACAACUUCUAUGUAACUUAAGACUGAUAAUAAUUCAUGGGAAACAUUGUAUACAUUGUAAAUAUAAUGUAGACAUAUUUUGUAAAAAUAGGGAUUAUUUCAUUAUACUACAAACAUUUUCUCUUAUA